CUGGACUCUCCUGAACCCAGCAGUGUGUCCAUGAAGAGUGACCGGUCUAUGUUUAGACCUAUUGAGUUCAGAGAUGGACCCUACUCAGCUAAGCAAAGGAUCCAUAAGCAGAGACUGGACUAUCCUGAACCCAGCUGUGUGUCCAUGAAGAGUGACCGGUCUAUGUUUAGACCUAUUGAGUUCAGAGAUGGACCCUACUCAGCUAAGCAAAGACUUGAUCCAGAGACCUCAGAGAUCUUGAGUGGUCAGCGUUCACAACAGCAGGACUCUAUAUUUAUGCUGUUGGAGGAGAACAUUGUCAGUUUUGUGAAGAACGAGCUGAAGAAGAUCCAGAGAGUCCUGAGUCCAGAUUUCCCAGAAUGCUUAGACAGUCAGAGGGAGGAUGAGGAGGUGUUGGACGGUGAGGAUGAAGAGGAUGAAGAGCAGAGGAGGAGCAGCAGAGAGGCAUUUCUGAAGAUCACCCUGAUCUUCCUCAGGAGAAUGAAGGAGGAAGAGCUGGCUGACUGUCUGCAUAACAGAACUGUUGCUCCAGUGUGCCGUCGCAACCUUCAGUCUAACCACCAGAAGAAGUUCCGGUGUGUGUUUGAGGGAAUCUCUAAAGCAGGAAACCCAACCCUUCUGAAUCAGAUCUACACAGAGCUCUACAUCACAGAGGGAGGGACUGCAGAGGUCAAUGAUGAACAUGAGGUCAGACAGAUUGAAACAGCAUCCAGGAAACCAGACAGACCAGAAACAACAAUCAGACAAGAAGACAUCUUUAAAGCCUCACCUGGAAGAGAUGAACCAAUCAGAACAGUGCUGACAAAGGGAGUGGCUGGCAUUGGGAAAACAGUCUUAACACAGAAGUUCACUCUGGACUGGGCUGAAGACAAAACCAACCAGGACAUCCACUUCACAUUUCCAUUCACUUUCAGAGAGCUGAAUGUGCUGAAAGAGAAAAAGUUCAGCUUGGUGGAACUUGUUCAUCACUUCUUUCCUGAUAUCAAAGAAGCAGGAAUCUGCAGGUUUGGAGAGUUCCACGUUGUGUUCAUCUUUGACGGUCUGGAUGAGUGUCGACUUCCUCUGGACUUCCACAACACUGAAGUCCUGACUGAUGUCACAGAGUCCACCUCAGUGGAUGUGCUGCUGACAAACCUCAUCAGGGGGAAACUGCUUCCCUCUGCUCGCCUCUGGAUAACCACACGACCUGCAGCAGCCAAUCAGAUCCCUGCUGACUGUGUUGACAUGGUGACAGAGGUCAGAGGGUUCACUGACCCACAGAAGGAGGAGUACUUCAGGAGGAGAUUCAGAAAUAAGAAGCAGGCCGGCAGAAUCAUCUCCCACAUGAAGACAUCACGAAGCCUCCACAUCAUGUGCCACAUCCCAGUCUUCUGCUGGAUCUCUGCUACAGUUCUGGAUCUGUUGGAAACCAGAGAAGGAGGAGAGCUGCCCAAGACCCUGACUGAGAUGUACAUCCACUUCCUGGUGGUUCAGUCCAAAGUGAAGAAGAUCAAGUACGAUGGAGGAGCUGAGACAGAUCCACACUGGAGUCCAAAGAGCAGGAAGAUGAUUGAGUCUCUGGGAAAACUGGCUUUUGAUCAGCUGCAGAAAGGAAACCUGAUUUUCUAUGAUUCAGACCUGACAGAUUGUGCCAUCGAUAUCAAAGCAGCCUCAGUGUACUCAGGAGUGUUCACACAGGUCUUUAGAGAGGAGAGAGGACUGUACCAGAACAGGGUGUUCUGCUUCGUCCAUCUGAGUGUUCAGGAGUUUCUGGCUGCUCUUCAUGUCCAUCUGACCUUCAUCAAGUCUGGAGUCAAUCUGAUGGCAGAAGAACAAACAACUGCCCGACAGCCAAAAUUCUUCAGAGAGAAACCUAAACUAAAACAUCUCUACCAGAGUGCUGUGGACAAGGCCUUGCAGAGUCCAAAUGGACACCUGGACUUGUUCCUCCGCUUCCUCCUGGGUCUUUCUCUGGAGACCAAUCAAAGACUCCUACGAGGCCUGCUGACACAGACAGGAAGUAGCUCACAGACUAAUCAGAAAACAGUCCAGUACAUCAAGAAGAAGAUCAGUGAAGAUCUGUCUGCAGAGAGAAGCAUCAACCUGUUCCACUGUCUGAAUGAACUGAAUGAUCGUUCUCUAGUGGAGGAAAUCCAACAGUCCCUGAGAUCAGGAAAUCUCUCCACAGAUAAACUGUCUCCUGCUCAGUGGUCAGCUCUGGUCUUCAUCUUACUGUCAUCAGAAACAGAUCUGGACUUGUUUGACCUGAAGAAAUACUCUGCCUCAGAGGAGGCUCUUCUGAAGCUGCUGCCAGUGGUCAAAGCCUCCAACAAAGCUCUGUUGAGUGGCUGUAACCUCUCAGAGAAAAGCUGUGAAGCUCUGUCCUCAGUCCUCAGCUCCCGGUCCUCUAGUCUGAGAGACCUGGACCUGAGUAACAAUGACCUGGAGGAUUCAGGAGUGGAGCAGCUGUCUGUUGGACUGAAGAGUCCAAACUGUACACUGGAAACUCUCAGUCUAUCAGGCUGUCUGAUCUCAGAGGAAGGCUGUUCUUCUCUGGCCUCAGCUCUGAGCUCCAACCCCUCCCAUCUGAAAGAACUGGACCUGAGCUACAAUCAUCCAGGAGACUCAGGAAUGAACCAGCUGUCUGCUCUACGAGAGGAUCCACAUUACAGACUGGAGACUCUCAGGGUGGACCAUGGUGGAGAGAGGUGGUUAACACCUGGUCUGAGGAAGUAUUUCUGUCAACUCACACUGGACACAAACACAGUAAACAGAAGACUCAAACUGUCUGAGAACAACAAGAAGGUGACACAUGCUGGAGAGUAUCAGUCAUAUCCUGAUCAUCCAGAGAGAUUUGACUACUGGGAACAGCUGCUGUGUAGAGAUGGUCUGACUGGUCGCUGUUACUGGGAGGUCGAGUGGAGAGGAGAGGUAACUGUAGCAGUGAGUUACAGAGGAAUCAGCAGGAAAGGAUACAGUAAGGACUGUUGGUUUGGAUGGAAUGAUCAGUCCUGGAGUCUGAGGUGCUCUGAUGAUGGUUACUCUGUCAGGCACAAUAACAUUAGAACAGUCCUCUCCUCCUCCUCCUCCUCCUCCUCCUCCUCCUCUGGUAGAGUAGCAGUGUAUGUGGACUGUCCUGCUGGCUCUCUGUCCUUCUACAGAGUCUCCUCUGACUCUCUGAUCCACCUCCACACCGUCAACACCACAUUCACUGAACCUCUUUAUCCUGGGUUUGGGUUCUCGUCCCCUGGUUCCUCAGUGUCUCUGUGUCGUCUGUAAGACAGAGACGACUUCCUGUCCUGUGGUUUAAAUGUUGGACAUGGCUUCACUGUGGCUCAUAUAUAAUUCACUGAUUGUUCCUUUAAUAUCAGACAUUUUAUUGUCCAGGAAAAUGUUGAAACGAUCUCCUGAAUUUGUUGUGUAGAAACUGUGUUGAACAUUUGUUUUUAUGAAUCUUUUUCAGUUUUUAAGACACUGAAUGUUAAAACUGUGUGUUUGAGAUGUCUGACCUGCUGGUGAACUCUUGUGAAGAAACUGAGGCAAAACUUUGAGUUGGACAUGUCAUUUUUAGAUACAGGAGUUUGGGUCUGUUUUGCACCAAAUUAAUGUAUAUUGCCUCAUUUAAAACAUGCAAAUCAAAUCAUCAAUAAAGAAA
Molecule: messenger RNA, 3634 nt
Organism: Centropristis striata (black sea bass)
Lineage: Eukaryota; Metazoa; Chordata; Actinopteri; Perciformes; Serranidae
Product: NLR family CARD domain-containing protein 3-like
Exons: 9
Coding region: 31-3258 (1075 amino acids)
Molecular function (GO): protein binding
Source: RefSeq, a predicted model, not a curated record